AUGUUUGGUUUACGCCGCGAGUUUCGUCCUCCUUUGACAAGGCUCAUCCUAAAGACAGUAUUAUAUGGGUCCUGGGUACUUGGAUUGUUCCCCUUCAUCUUUAACUCCAGAAAAUGUCAACUGAGGCGCUCUCGAUGGCUUCUUUUUUAUGGCGGAAUUAUGAACUAUUUCCUUCUGUUUUUCAUGGUAUUUCUCGGGUUUCAGUAUCAGAAAGAACACAAACUAGAGGCCUUCGAACGAAAUCCUGUGCUGGAGAACAUAAACAUUCUAAUUGCUGUGAUAAGCAUGUUUUCAGCCCUUGUGAUACAUUUUAUGAAUUUUUGGGGAAGCAAGAAGGUAGAGAAAAUCGUCAACGAACUGUUAACCCUGGAGUAUCGAGACUUUAAGGGUCUCAAGCUAACAAAUUGUCCAACAUUUAACUGCUUUGUGAUUCAAAAAUGGGUGACUAUGAUGGGACAUUCUGUUACUUUUCUGAUGGCCAACUACGGAUUACCCGGAAACGAAUCCCAUUUAUAUCUAGUGCUCCUAAGCGGCCUAGUGCAAGUAUCCAACAAUUUUAAUAAAAUUCACUAUUAUGUGGGCAUCCUGUUGGUCUACCGCUAUGUGUGGAUAAUAAACAGACAACUUAAGGACCUGGUGAACCAACUCAUAUUGAAUCCCACAACAGACUCAUCGAGGAUUUGCCAAUUGCUCUCCUUGUACAAUCGCCUUUUGCAGCUAAAUAAAAAAUUGGUGUCCACUUACGAAUUCCACAUGAUACUGAUGCUUACAGCUUGGUUAGCUGGCAAUAUUGUGGUCGUCUACUUCUCAAUAGUCUAUGGAAUUAGUAUGCAUAAAGUUUCGAUCUUUUUGAUAGUCUUCCCGCAAACGAUGCUCGUAAAUAUUUGGGAUUUUUGGUUGACUGUUUCCGUUUGUGAGCUCACCGAGAAAGCUGGCAGAAAAACCUCAUCACUUCUGAAACGGUUUGCUGAUCUUGAGUAUAGCGAUGAUCAGCUGGAAAAAAGUGUAAAUGAAUUCGCGUGGCUGUGUAGUCAUCGUAAAUUCCAAUUUCAACUGUGUGGACUCUUUCAUGUAAACUACAAAAUGGGAUUCCAAAUGAUCAUAACCAGUAUUCUAUAUUUGCUUUAUUUGGUUCAGUUUGAUUAUAUGAAUUUGUGA
Drosophila takahashii is the source of this 1158-nucleotide messenger RNA. RefSeq names its product putative gustatory receptor 22b. Gene Ontology annotation, biological process: chemosensory behavior; sensory perception of taste; male courtship behavior. Gene Ontology annotation, molecular function: sweet taste receptor activity. Gene Ontology annotation, cellular component: neuronal cell body; dendrite; membrane. The record is from RefSeq and is a predicted model, not a curated record. NCBI's taxonomy places the organism in Eukaryota, Metazoa, Arthropoda, Insecta, Diptera, Drosophilidae.